Molecule: messenger RNA, 2462 nt
Organism: Tricharina praecox
Lineage: Eukaryota; Fungi; Ascomycota; Pezizomycetes; Pezizales; Pyronemataceae
Exons: 3
Coding region: 194-2350 (718 amino acids)
Source: RefSeq, a predicted model, not a curated record
UCCGAAACACCCACUUUUUGUCUCAGGUCGUUGAUCCCAUUGGAAAAGAAAAGAAAAAAAAGAACGUCGCAACACAAAGCCCUACAGGGUUCAUCGGCAGCGAGAUCUAUCUUACAAGUGCUACCGCCGCCGCCGUCAUUGCUUCGAGGUUAUUUACGAUUACGCGCUUCGGGCCUUCUGUCCCUAAACAACAAUGAAUCUCCACCGCUUAACUACCCACAACCUGCCGUCAAUCCAGAUCCACGACCAGAAUUUCGCCCGCUCACCCAGCGACCACCAUCACCACUCGUCUACACUCUCCCAAAGGUCGAUGCCUCGCGAGAUUCCGAUCCCAAGACUUGGUGCCUCCCCGACGUCCAGCCGAUGUGGUUCCUUCCACGGAUCCUAUGCGUCCACGACCGUCGUCCCGCCUAUACUACCUCUAGAUGCGCCGGGACUGCCGCCGCCGCCGUCACGCCACCGCGACCUUCGGCAGUCGAGUAGCAUUGGUUCGGCUGGUGGAGAUGAUAGUGACGGUGAAGAGCUGGGACGAAGAGCUGUGUUCGGUUCACGAGAGGCGCAAGAAUGGAAACUGUCGCCAAUAUGCAAUAGUUUUAAGGAUGGGCUAAGCCUGCCCGGAAGCCAUGAUGGUGCCAGCUUGAGGUCGGAGGGUUCCCACGAGAGGAACUGGAGAGAAAACUUCUACAACAACAAGGGAAGAGUUAAGGAAUUGAGUGACGAGUCCCUCCGAGCGACGAUGCGAGUGGCAGUACAGGCAUACGACCAAACAGUUCUGGGAAAGCUUAACGCGCGCACCUCGGAACCGUCUUCAUUUACCCAACACAAGCUCACUCCACCCCAAGAAAUUCGGGCUUUUGCCGCCGCCCAAGAAGUUGGGUCGCUGCCGCGACUAACAGCUCCUUGGACAUCGGGUAACCGACACCUACCGGCUUCGGCAGGGGUCUCGCCCCGGACGUCCGAUUCUCCGCUCGAUCCGUGGGGCAAGGCUUCGGGAAGCGAUUCCAUACACCUGGGGGUGAAACGGGAGACAUUCACCCCUCCCAUUUUCUCGUCUUCGUUAUCGGAGUUUCGGAAAAACGAGGAAUGUGCUGCAAGCCUUCCGUCACGUACAGCGGAUGGCGGUAUGUCGCCAAGUCUGGACAAUCGGGUGCGAAGAUCCGCCAGCGCGUCAAAUCUCGGACCGGGCUAUGAUUCGCUGGACGAAGACAUGCAGAUGGAGGACGCUCCGUCGUCCCAUGUGUCCCAGAUGAACCGCUUAACCUUGCGCGAUGCUAGGACGCCACCGCAUCAGCACGAACGUGUAGGAUUCAAGCGACGGGCUUCUUCGCCGCCGCGCGAACGCGAUCAUCGCUCAAAGCCACCCGGCACUUCCGAGCCUACGAAGCAAGGGCUGAUGCUGGAAGGCGUCUGUCCGGACAUGUACGGCCACAGCCGGAGAACACCCCCCAUACACCACAGAGCGUCUCCCGGGGUACAUCAGAAGUAUUACAAUCUGGCACUCCCGAGAUCGGCCUCCAGUUCCCUCGCGUCGGUGUCGACAAACUCGGCCACUACGAUGUGGUCCACGUCGAUGGGUCAGUUUUCGCCGGCCACCAGCAGUCUAUCCACACAAACGGACUGGUCACCAGUGGCGUCGUACAACCCGAGCAUGGAAGCGGACGGAAUGAAAGAUGGAUUCUAUCGACAGUUCCCCCCAUCCAGCCUAGGCAGACCCGGUGGAGAGCGGGGACGACUCCCGGAAAUCUCGUCUCUCGGUAGAGACAAGGAUCUGGCGGCAAUGAAACACAAUCCGGCGCCCAAGAUGACGGGGAUCUUUAUCUGCGAAUGCUGCCCAAAGAAGCCCAAGAAGUUCGACAACCGAAGCGACUUGCAAUUGCACGAGCUGGAAAAGCAAUACAGCUGCCUGUACUGCAACAACCGCUUCAAAAACAAGAACGAGGCCGAGCGACACCAGAACUCGCUUCACCUGCGGAAACACUCCUGGUCGUGUGCAUCAUUGGCGGGGAACUACGAGGCGGCUUUUCACCAAUCAACACACCGCCCCAAUUUUGCAGACGUAUGCGGCUACUGCGGAAAAGAAUUCCCGAUGCCGGCCCAAUGGGCUCUCCGCAUCGAACAUCUCACCCAAGAACACAAGUUUGGCGAAUGCAACCAAUCCAAAAAGUUUUAUCGUGCCGACCACUUCAGGCAGCAUCUCAAGCACAGCCACAGUGGCACGAGUGGCAAGUGGACUAACGUUCUUGAGAACGCAUGCAUGCGAGACGAGAUACCUCCGCAGCCCAUCAACCGGGGAAGCACCAGCAGUAUCGGCUGCGACAUUGGGACCCCCUCCGGCGAAGGUUCCGACUAGUUCAACUCCUACCCGUUUUCCGUCACGGCCACCUUGUACAGCUUUAUCUCGGUCUCCUCAUAUGCGUUUUUUUCUUCUUUUUUUUUCUUCUUAAUUCUUCAUUAUCUGCCAG